GUCUGUUUUACUCUGCUGCAUAAGGAACUGUAGUCCACCUGUACUGUAUCAUACUCGAGUACCGUACGUGUGCAGCCCGAUUUCAGCUCAGGUUUGACAGAUUUCUGGGGUCCUCAAGGCUCUAAACGAGAAGAGCCACCGAUGCGGUUCCAGUUGCUGCGCUGCACUGUACGAGUACGGGUGCCCACACCCUUUCCAUUUGCGUUUUCGAGUUAACCUACCGGGACUGCAAAGCGGGAAGAGGCGAAGCUCCUCAAUAGCCCUACAAAUAUAGCCAUCUACUGUGACACGACCUCAUUCGGCCAAUAAGGCUUCCAUUUCUGGAUUUCGGGAUUGGGAAAAACCGCUGUUAGCUGCUUGCUGCGGACUGCAGGCGCCCAAAAGAGGUUGAAUUUAUCUGCACAGACUGUCUCUCCCUACUCUCGUUCCUCAGGAAAGGUACCGAACAGCCACAAGCCACCAUCGGUUACCGGACCGUACCGGGAGACCCCAGAGAAUAAAGUAAAAAAUACGGUAGUGUUGAUAAAUAAUUGGGAAGUCGCUGGCCAGUGCUGUCAGGGUUGUGGUGCCUUCCGUGCCCCCGCUUUGGAUUAUUAUCCACCUGCCUUUUACCUAUAUAAGGAAGAGAUCCUCCUCCGGAGCUACCUAUCUCGUUCCCGGGGGCCUAUCUGUUACUGUCGCCCAGGAUUGACUGCCCCUCCGAAGCACUUUGCAAUUACGCAUACCGAAAGGAAAAGAAAACAUACUUUGCGAUAUCUAAUCAAUAAACCGUUGGAUAAGAGCCCACAUUUGCACCCCUGAACAAGGACCGGCGACAAUGCCAUCCUCAGUUGAAGGUUUGCCAACUUCUGAAUACCGACAAUUGCAACCUACUCUACAGGGAAGAAACAAUGGAAAGCCUACCUCCAUCGCAUAGGUUUGCUGCAGAGUUGGAUGCCGGGUGGGGGGGGACAGAGGGGGGGGAAGCGGAGCGACUGCGUGGUAAUAACUCGGCGGUGCUACGGAGGGUGGAGAACCAAAUGGGUAUGAACCCGAUCCCGAGUGAAUGAUUGGAAAAAAGGGGGGGAAGGAGAAGUGAGGGAAGAGAGGCGAAAAAACAAGCAAUCAAAGCAAGAGAGCUCUGCGCAAGCUGGGUGAAUGAAGUUGAGAAGGCUGUCAUUUCUUGGGGGGCGAUCCUUUCAAGGCUCAGUGUUUGUUCUGACGGUGAAAAUCAUAGGAGGGGUGGAAACAUUCCUGCAGGAGAUGCUGCGACGGCGAGAUGUGCUGAAUGGAACGAGUAGAAAACGCAAGCCUUCUGUGAGCACGAUUUGUUUUUUUAAUUUUUUUAUUUCUGCAGGGGACAUUAUGAUUGGGUGUCUGACUUCUUUUCAGUUAAGCACUGGGGAGCCGGUUCUCAGCCUAGUUGCUUCAUCGAAGUUGCGCGACUAUCUCAUCACGCAAAUGAGUGAUAGCUCAGAUUCCAGCGAGGCUGACUCCCCUCCGGGGAGUAUUACCAGUCUUGAUUCACAAACAUCCAUAUCCUCACCAACAUUCCCAAGUGAAAACUCGAUGCCGAUACUGCCGGAAAAGUCUGUCCUCGAUUUAAUACCUGAAUGCGUUCCUCACUUCUCGCAAAAGGUAUUGGAUGAGAUCACAAUGCCAAUGUCGGGGUGGGUUUCUCUUUUCAUGAGCCUUGGUGGCUGGUGCACGGUAGCUUACUCUAAUGUAUCCAGCUGGAAUCCAUCGACAAUGACACUUCCCCCUCCACGGCCAGCCAAUCUGGAAAGCCCCACUAAUCGGGAAUUAUUACAGGCCUACCUGGAUAUUUCGGCAAAACGACUAGCAGAUACCUCGCCCUCAUACGUGGAUCUAUUUAGAAAGUACAUACCUGCCAUGGCUUAUGAUUCGACGGGGUUGAUGGAGGGAAUAUUGGCCUUAGCCGCAAUUCAGAUAGGGUUGAUGAGGAAAGACACCCGCAUAGUAGCAGUCGAUGCUGCUUCUCAUUACCAUAAAGCGUUAAAGGCGCACUUUAACGCCGUUGCAGACCCUAACUCUAGAUCAAAAGACUCACUCCUCGCUACAAGUAUAAUCUUGGGUCAUUACGAGGUAUUUUGCCCUCGGCUUUUGCUUGUCUCGGCCAUUCACUUAUGCUCCGUGCCAUCAAGAUCUGGAAUGGAGAAAAUGUGAAAAUGGGUGUUCAUAUGUUGGGAGGAAGGGACAUAAUACUGGCUAGAGGUAUCAGAGACUCUUUUUAAUCUGAAUAUCGGGGCCAACCAUUGAUACCGGUUUAGGUAAAGCAGCUCACAUGACGCCAGUGGGGAGAGCCCUUUAUGCCGCUUUCAAUAGGAUGGAUGUGGCCACCUCAAGUAUUACGGGAAACCCAACAUUUCUAACAAAGGUUAGAUAUGCCCUUGUGGAUUGGCUGCGCGUAGAGCAUUAUUAACUUUUAUCCGUUUAGGAUUGGUGGACCGUUGACCCAUUCACUCGUGUUCCAAUUUCAACGGACUCCCCAACCCUUCUAGCAGCUGACGCUGCUCUCUCGAAGCUCUGUGUGCUCUGUUGUAAGCUCACCUAUCUUAAAGCUUGGUCGUUGAAACGUAGGAGGACCCUGUGGGUUAAAUCCAAUGGAAACCCCUCCUUAGAACAAAAGGAAUCACUCCAAGAAAUAAUUGAAGAUCGAGUAUUAAAAUUAGAAGAAGAACUUGAUAUGUGGUAUGCCGAGCUUCCCUCUUGGUUUUCCGCCCUUGACACCGGUCCCCCGGACUAUAAUCCUGGAGACGAAGACAUAAACACAACCCCAAUUGCUUCAAUUGCCAUGGGAAGCUAUCAGCAUACAUCUAUAGCCCUUGUCCAUGGCUGGGCAAUCGGCGUCAGGCUUCAGCUCAACCGGAUAAGUAACCCUGACAUGCCGGUUGUUCCACCUCGCCUAGGAUCUCUGUGCCACACGCUCCUCCGAAUAUUUGCUUGUUUGCCGAGUUCGACUGAUGCAUGCAUGUAAGUGCCGUUGCUCUCAAGAGGUUCUAGGAACAAUUCUUAACUCCUUCCAUAGUGUGGCCCCAUUAUUUGCAGCUGGCAUGGAACUACGCCAAAAGUGUCACCAAGAAUGGUUAUUAAUUGCUCUGCGAGACCGAAUAGACGAGACUGGGUUCCAUGGUUUGAUAUUCCUGCGGGAAGGAUUGCGUUUUACCUGGGCCAAGCUGGAGGGCAUGAACAAGGGCCGAUUCAACCGGAUAAAAGAAGGGGCCGCAUCAAAGUAUGGAAUUUCCCGUCCGUCGCUCGUGUUUUUUGGCUAAGAGAUGUCUAGAAUCGACGGAGUUUCGGAAAACCUCUGGGCAGCCGAAGGGAUGCUAGGAACAUUUGAGAAGCUAGCGCUUUACGAUUCACCAGACAUGGUGGGAAAGAGAAAAAAUUUCCAGGGGGAUAUUGACACAUCCAAUCUUCCGGAGGAUCUCGUUCCAUAUGAAGCUCCUAAAGCAGACCCCAUAGUUAUAGUCAUCGACAGUGCCAGCUCAAGUCCUGUUGCUGCUCCGAAGCGGCUGAGGUCCGACUCACCGGAAAUAAUAUUAGUGAAAAGAAAUGGCCGUGUUGUGUGAUCUUCAAUAAUCUUUAUCCCAAGAGUGGCAUCUCUAGGAUGACGACGGUAUACCACCACCACGUCCUUGCUUUGCCGAUCUGGACGCCUUUUGAGAAAUUGCGAUUGAUUUAAUUUGGGGAUAUGUUUACCGCUUGGAGUCUCGUGAGGCUAGGGGCAAUGAUGUGGGCGCAUGAUUAUGAUGGGUUUGAUAGAGUGGUUGCGCGCUUUUCGGGUCGGGUCGCAUGAAAACAGCGAAUGAAAUAUCAACUGGUUAUCGGAUGUACCUUGCGCCUUAUGAAGUUGCUGCGUUGCUGUGAUACCAGCAAAAGCUCCGUUCUGAGAUUUGGAGUAUUUCGCACCAAAUAUGAUAUUCCCAAAAUAUCUAGCUUUCCACCCCCACGCUGACUCGCUCUCACAGACUCGAGUGAUACUAUGUGAAUGUCAGUCACGAAUGUGAGAGUAUUACCGGCAUGUCUAGAGUUUCCAAGAACUCUGUGAUUAAAAAUGACCCUACCGCGCUGGCAGGGCAAGCGGUGCGGGGGUGCGCAUUUAACCUUCCCCAGGAGGAUCCCUUUUCAACAUUCUGCCAGCUGCCGCUGCUACAGUUGCGAUCGGACCGUCGGGCAGGUGCCUCAGCUGGGCCCAUAUCCCAACUGGUUGAGUGGAAUACUUUACAAAGUGCCGGCGAGUGGCUUUCCUGUGUGGGGAGACACCAUUCCUUCGCACAAAGAAACAACAUCCCUUUCAGCUCCUAAAAUAGAUCCUCCUUCCCUACCUUCGAGGAUCACAGCCCCCAGUCAACACAAACGACGUUAAGAUAUACUACGGCAAAACAGCUCAGUAUUUCUCUCUUGCUAGCCUUCUACAAAGCCAUGUUAGGGGUAAUUAGGCUUGGCACCAAAUGUGUUUGUGGUGGCCCCUACGUGUGCUCUCCAGCAAAGAGUCUAGUUUCCACAUGAGAUACUUCACAUCCUGGGGCAGGCCUAGUCGAACAUAUCUAUGAGAGAACUAAAGGCCGUAGCAUGUAUGCCCCUCCCCGUGUUUCGGCAAGCUGGCGCAGCAGUUUUGGUUCAAUCAACGAACAGCCCCUGCCAAGAUGGCUAUCCAAUUCUUCUGAUGAUGGCACGGGUACCGACUAAUCUUCCACUGGCUGAGGGACCUGCUCAGUGUGUUCUCUUUUUACCUCUGUCCAAUUUUAUGAGAUGUGCCGGUAGGCCCUGGUAAUACGGGGGUGCGUUUGUUAGUUUUUGCUAAUUUUACAUUAAUCAAUGGCUUAUUACGAGUACAACUUGUCCACAAUUGUUUCUAGUAGGUUGUGCCUGCAGGUUGUGCCUGCUACGAUGUGGAAUAUCAGUGCGGUUUCCAAUUCGUGCGCACUCGAGCAGAUUUCCCUGUAUCUAGUAGGCGAUUGGAAGGGUGGGGAUGGUUAUGUUAC
Molecule: messenger RNA, 4988 nt
Organism: Tuber aestivum (summer truffle)
Lineage: Eukaryota; Fungi; Ascomycota; Pezizomycetes; Pezizales; Tuberaceae
Source: the annotation of a GenBank genome assembly